Oryza brachyantha (malo sina) is the source of this 1164-nucleotide messenger RNA. RefSeq lists its product as uncharacterized. The transcript has a single exon. The coding region runs from base 398 to 865 and encodes 155 amino acids. Lineage: Eukaryota; Viridiplantae; Streptophyta; Magnoliopsida; Poales; Poaceae. The record is from RefSeq and is a predicted model, not a curated record.
CAACUCAGGUGCGUGCAUUUUUCUUUGGCUUUCAGCAAGUUUAUAUUUUAAAUUAGCACUGGCCAAUCAUCUACUGAUGGAAAUACGGACUUUUUUUUCGAAGGAAAUAUGAUAAUGUUUCUACGUGGACUAAGCCUUACUCAUCUGGAUCGUUAGUUGGGCCCCCGGAACAGGAUUCCUACUCGCCAUAUCAGCUGGGCUAAAACUAAUCAAUGGCGAUCUAUUAAACCCAAUUGGUUUUGGUCUGGUAAUCUUGUCUGCCGCGUGGCCAUGGCAGUGAGCCGGCGAGUGUGGUCGUUCCUGAUACUUCUCGAAGUUUCCAGUGGUUAACCAGCCAUCCGCGUCUUUGCAAGGGAAGGAAAACUAGCCGUCCCGGCCUCACUCGGCCCGGGCAACCAUGGAGCUCGACCUCCCACCGAAGCAACAGGCCCCGCCGCUCGCCGAGCUCGCCGUCGCCACCCACCGGGCAGCCGAGGCCGCCGCCGCGCUCUCCGCGGCCUCUUCCUCAUCCCAGGCCGCCGCCGCGGUGGCCGCCCUCCGCGAGGCCCACGCCGCUAUAGGCUGCUUCCUCUCUCGCCUGGAGGCCGCUGCCCCUGCUUCGCCCAGCGACGAUCAGCCGAUGGCGGACGGAUGCGAGGAGGAGGAUGGGGAGGGGGAGCAGCAGAUGGUGGAGGAGGUGGAGGAGGGUCUCCGGGAGUGCGCCCUGCAGGGGAGCAAGCGGCGUAAGCGGCCCGUGCCGCCGUCGUUGCCGCUAGGGCGCCGCUCGAGCGGCGCUUGCGUGGAGACGGAUGCCGCGCCGGCUGCUCUGGACGUGGAAGGGCGGCGGCGUGCUGCGAUGGAUCUCUUGCUGCAGUUCCAUGGGUAGUAGGAUGAAAGGUGAGAGCUUUGGUGGUUUGGCGCAGAAAUGUGAAGAAUGAAAGUUUAGUAGGAUGUACGAAUGUUGUACGGAAUAUUUCGAUAUCAGUUUAAUUUUCGAUCAGAUUAACUUUUAGAUAUUUUUGAAAUAGCACAAAGAUGGACCAAUCAUCAGGUCAUUGUGGUGGUAUCCGUGAUAUUUUACUUAGAAAAAAUAGGAAUAUAUAUUUCCUGACAAUCAUAUCUAUUAUAUAUAUAAAUAAAGUAAUAAAAAAAGAGACUCCACGUUAUACCUCACGGGCUAGAAAU